AUGAAAACAUGCAAAUCGGACAACAUUGACAGCUUUGGUCUGGGAAGCCUUUAUACCUUCUGUAAGGCAGAUUGCCGAUCAAAGUUGGGCCUGCAGAACACGGACUUUUUGAAAGUUUCUCAUAGGAAUGCGUUUAAUGCGUACUAG
This is a messenger RNA of Pyricularia grisea, 147 nucleotides long. RefSeq lists its product as uncharacterized. The record is from RefSeq and is a predicted model, not a curated record. The coding region runs from base 1 to 147 and encodes 48 amino acids. The transcript has a single exon. Lineage: Eukaryota; Fungi; Ascomycota; Sordariomycetes; Magnaporthales; Pyriculariaceae.